Thalassophryne amazonica is the source of this 3997-nucleotide messenger RNA. RefSeq lists its product as uncharacterized. Gene Ontology annotation, cellular component: membrane. The transcript is spliced from 7 exons. Bases 3082 to 3711 code for a protein of 209 amino acids. Lineage: Eukaryota; Metazoa; Chordata; Actinopteri; Batrachoidiformes; Batrachoididae. The record is from RefSeq and is a predicted model, not a curated record.
GAAUGUGAGGCAUAAUUGUAAAGCGCUUUGAGCGUUUGAUGCAGAUGGAAAAGAGCUAUAUAAAUGUAGAUCAUUUUUACUAUUUAGCUGCAGUUUUCCGGGCCAGUCUUGAAGGAAUAAUGUCAACUAAGGAUUAUAUGACCAGGGCCAGGUGGAACGUUCGCCUCAGCAACCAGGAACUAAGGAAGAAGACACACAAGGUGAGUGAAAAUCACUUGUAACGCUGUCCUCAAAAACAGUCACAGUUCAAAACAGGCUUAACACAUCUUGCUUCAGGGGUCAGGAAAUAAAGUUCUUAAGAAAUAAAGUUCACUGUUCAGUAAUUGUUCAUAGUUUAUAAGUUGUACCCAAAGGUCAGAGGUCAAGUGCUGCAUGUGGUAACACAGUUCCAAUUAAGCAGGACUUGAUACAGCUGGGUUCUCAAUGGUUUGAUAGCAGAGUUCACAUGCAGUUCUUAGAGUUCUUGGCACAAUUCUUUAUCAUAAUACAGUUCGAAACAGGAACGAGUGAGACCGGGAUCUCACUGAGACGAGGGAAACUUAACUGGCGUGCAGCCGAGAUGCGCGCUACGCCGAAAGCUGAGGAAUUCCUAAAGUGGCAUAGCUGUGCAGGUUGUCAGAGCCACAGGAUCCAGGUCCGCUCGGGAGCUGUCCUGGAAUUGUCUGGAACACCAGGAAAAGACAGUUCGCUAUAAUACAGGAAUUAGAGGGGGAGGUCAGCGUUACCUGAGCAUAACCUGCGGGAAGCUUCGGUGUCUUGAGCGCACAGCUGGAAGACGCAGUCAAGGUCACGGUGUGGUGAUCAGGUUUGGUCCUCCUGGUAUCUGUCUGGAUCAUGGAACGAGGCUCUGAAAGCUGGUGAGGCAAAACGAGGAAAACAAGGCGACAAACAACAAACAAACUACAAGCAGUUCAUGAACAGAAAGUCAGGGUUUAAAUAGUCUAUCAAUAAUCAGUCACUCAUCUGAUCCAGGUGUGAAAACAAAACUGAGGGCGCCAUCUGGUGGAGAAAUAAACACUGACUGAUGAGGGGGAGGUUAUGUCCUAGUAAUCUGGUAAAACAACAGAGUAAAAACCAGAGUCCAGGAGAAAUCUUGACAGAACAACAAUAUGUAGUCCAGUGUUCACAAGUCAGAUGACCGCUCGCACGACCAGGAGGUGAAGAUCAAAGACUCCACCAAUAAAUUAAUAACUGUGUUGUGUCAGAACAGCCAUUGAAACUGGACAGUCUCCAGUUCUCAUUCAACUCUAGCAACAUUCUAGACUAGGUGAAGACCUCUGGUAUUACUCUGUGGCAAGCAAGGGAAUAAGAUGUUCCACUAGUCAAAUCCAUAAAAAAAAAAAAAAACAUGAAUCAAUGUCUCUGCAUCAGCCAUGGAUAGAAUAGGUCAAGUCUUUACUAUAUUCCACAGAUGGAAAAAUGUAUCCUUUGCAAUUUCUUUAGAGUUGAUUAGUCUCCUUCUUACACUGCUGACUCCAGACAGAUAUACUCUAGAGUACCGUCCUGUGUAUUGCUUUAUGAUUGAUUUAUAUUGAGUCGAACUGCCACUGUUGCCAGUUACUUUUUGUAAUGACCAAAAGAAGAAAGUCAUGGAUACAAGCUGCCGAAAUUAUAUUCCUCCAUCAUGUAUCUGGGCUUGCAUUCGGGCACAGGAUGAGAAGCCCAACUAUCCUGGAGGGACUUGGAGUGGAGUUGUUGGUUCUUUACUUUGAGCUGAGGUGAUUGGGGCAUCUGGUGAGGAUACCACCUGGUCAUCUCCGUAGGGAGGUCUUCCAGGCACAUUCAACUGGGAGGAGGCCCAGAGAAGAUGCAGGACACAUUGGAAGGAUUAUAUCUCCCAUCUGGCUUGGCAACACCUUGAGAUCCCCCAAACAGUGUUGGAGGACGUGGCUGAUAGGGAAGUGUGGUCAGUAUGUUUAUUAGGCAGAUAAGCAGUAGAAAAUGAAUGACUAUAUUAAGAAACAGAAACAAUCCCAGUUAAGCUAUACUACCCUAGACACGACUACACAAGCACAUAACUGGAGUUUUUUGUCUCAUGUACCCCUGAAGUGACCCCAGCUUGUGGGUUUUCUGGGCUCUCAGCAGGACUUUGCCUGUAGCCAAUCAGUCCCUGCAGUCACUAAACCUUUCCCAGACACAUUCCAAAAUAAUAAUAAUAAUAAUAUUAAUAAUAAAAACAGGAUCUUGUAGAGGUCUGCAUGUUCAUUUGCCACAAAAUAUAUAUCUGAUGCCCUUCCUAGUGAGACUGGGUUCAUUCAACCCGAGACCUUCUUGCUGUAUUCAAAACUGCUCCCACUGCACCAGUACCGGGGGAAAAAAGUACAUGUCCCCUUCAGGUUUGACAUAUUUUAUCAUUUCACUUUUCUUUAAAUGCAAUACUUUAAAAAUAAUGCUCCUUGUGUUGGGGGUGAAGGGGCCAAAUUUCAUCUCAUGCCCCAACUAAAUUCCAAAAUGUAUUUAGAACCGAGUGACAUGUCUUUGUGGCUUCUUUUGGGCUUCGAACAGCAGACCUUUUGCCCAUCAGACCUUGUUAUAUGUGCAGCAAGAUGAAAUCCAAACUGAAAAAUGUUCCUCCUGGGUUAACCAGUGGGGAUUCCCCAUCGGCUGACCCGAGAGCACAAUGGUACGAUUUGUGUCAUAUCCAAAUAUACUUUGAGUCUUGAUGAACACAUGUGGAUACCUUCAAGUCAUGUUGAAAUGAACCACCACAUUAACAUAAUGAGAUUUGAUCUUUACACCGAUUAGUGGUCUGAUACUGUUGAUUGUGUGAUCUCAUCAUUUGACUGAUCCUUGAACUUCAUGGCUGUGUGUAUUUACAACUUUACAGCACAGAAUUAUUGCGCGACUGAACUAAAUAAGGAACACACAUGCACACAGCUCCACACUGACAGUGCUGUAAAGUGCUUAUCAGAGUCCAGUGACCGUGUACAGAUAAGACUGAGGUACUUUAUGAUCAGGCUGACUUUGUUUUGUUGGUUUUGGUGAUGGCAGAAUGGAGCCUGAAGCGCCUCCUCAGGUGGAGGAGGAGGACAGGGGGAAGUCUUUGGAACGUUUGAGGAAGCUUCAGAUGUAGAGUGAUGCAUGGGGAGCCUUGAACCGGUGACCUUCUGUGUGGGAGACAUCAUGUGUACAGGACAGUGCUCCAAGAUCAUCGCCAUCUGCCUGUAUGUACUGGCUGUGUUGUCCAUCAUCUGCAACAUCAUGCUUUUCUUCCCCGACUUUGAAACGAAAUAUGCAGAAGAAGACAGAGCUGGAAACAACAACACACUCACACAGGAGGUGAAAUAUAUGGGAGGCUUCAUUGGAGGAGGGAUUAUGGUGCUUAUUCCUGCUAUCCACAUUCAUUUGACCAGUGCAGACAAAUGCUGUGCCAACCGCUGUGGGAUGUUCCUGUCCAUUGGCUUUGCAGCAGGCGGUGUGCUCGGGGCUGUGUACAGUCUGACUGUUGCUUCACUUGGCCUCUCGAAUGGGCCCACGUGCUGGACUGUUAACGGACAAUGGGAAGCACCCUUUGCAAACAGUAAUGGCAGCUACCUGUCAAACAAGGAACUAUGGGACUGGUGUUUACUUCCCAAAAAUGUGAUUGAGUUCAACAUGGGACUCUUCUCCACCCUGUUAGUGGCAGCACUUGUGGAGUUAACUCUCUGCGCCAUCCAAAUGAUCAAUGGGCUCUUUGGUUGUCUUUGUGGUACCUGCGGUGGCAAGGAGUAAGCCUGGCUAGAGUACACUGGAGUCACUGCAAGAAUGGGAGAAAUGACAGUGAUCAUCAACUUCAUCAUCAUCAUCACCACCACCAUCACCAUCAUGAUCAUAAUGUGCAGCACCAAGGGCUGUUGGGAUACGUUCAUCUGGAAUAAAAGAACCUAUUGAUCAGUAUUUUCUCCUUUUUAUUUGUUUUUCCUUAUAUGUCUAUAUUUUGUGGUACUUGCUUGCUGCACAUGAAGCAUUUGUAUCAUAAGGAUUUUUUUUAUUAAUUAAUGAAGUUCUGAAUGUGAAU